UCCCCGGUGUCUCUAGUAGGUGUAGUACUUGUAGUACUUGUAGUACAGGCUGUAGUCCCCGGUGUCUCCAGCAGGAGGCGGUAUCACUCCGCAGUAAAAGGUGUCUCUCUUGUCUCCUUCUCCCUCAGACAGGCCCUUCUGUCCUCCUCCCUCCUCCCUCCUCUCUCUCAGCUGCUGGAUGACUCCUCCCCCUCCUGCAGGAGGAGCGUCCUCCGCGUGCUGGACCGCCUCGCGCUGCUGCCGGCAGGUGCAGAAGCUCUGCUGCCUCUGGUUCCUAAACUGAUGCUGAAGCUCAGAGAGGAGAAGGAGAAGGAGGAGAAGGGGGAGAAGGAGGAGGAGGAGGAGGAGGGGGAGAAGGAGGAGGAGAAGGAGAAGGAGGAGGAGGAAGAGGAGGAGGAGGAGGAAGAAGAGGAAGAGGAGGUGCUGCUCCUCUCCACCAUCACCUCCUGCUCCAGGCUGGACGCUCUGCCGGCUCUGGCCUCUGACGGCGUCUCGCUGCUGGGACGCAGACUGUCCCACCGCUCCCCGAACAUCCGCAGGGAGGCGUCUGCAGCGCUGAUGAGCCUCAGUGUCUGUGAGGACGGGAGGCGGCAGGUGUGUGAGGAGGAGCUACUUCCUGUCCUGGUGGACCUGCUGCAGGACCAGGACCUGGAGGUUCAGACCAACGCUGCAGGAGUCAUCAUGUACACGGUUAUCAUCACCGCAGGUACAAAUACACAACGUGAAGUACUUGACCCUCACUGGAACUACGAAUGAAACACAACAAAAUACUACAAUACCCAUGAGCCUCAGUUGCCGUAGUUAUGGAGGAACAGAACCUGUCUACAUGUUACUGAAUCGAUCUCACACUGAUCUAGAAUCAGAGAGUGAACUGAGUUCAAUGUUUACCUGUUUGUCUAUGUGAAGCUUCAGCUUGUUGGUGAAAUGCACCCUGGUAGUUGUAGUUGGCU
Messenger RNA from Anarrhichthys ocellatus (wolf-eel), 950 nucleotides. RefSeq names its product radial spoke head 14 homolog. Gene Ontology annotation, molecular function: protein binding. The transcript is spliced from 3 exons. Lineage: Eukaryota; Metazoa; Chordata; Actinopteri; Perciformes; Anarhichadidae. The record is from RefSeq and is a predicted model, not a curated record. The annotation marks the transcript as partial.